AUGUUCAUUAGUAUUUUACUUUUUGUAUUUAGUAAUAUUUUUUAUGCAAGAUCAAAUGAAUGGACUGAGAGUAAUGGAGUUAUUGGUUAUUUUCCAGUAGGUAUUGAACGAAAUGGAUGGACUCAUGAAUAUAUAAAAAUUGGAACUAAAAAGAGUGAUGUAUUUUAUUUUAGAAAUGGUUGUUGUACUUUAGAGAAUACCAUUUUUCAAGACUUUGAUACUACUGGGAAGUCUCCAAAAUAUCUACACUUUGAAGAGCCAACAUCAACAAUGAAGUCAUUUGGAUUAAGAACUGUACAUUCUGAAGGAUUGUUAUUUCUAUUUAUGAAAGUUAUUCCAGAUAAAUUUGUAUUAACAUUUGGUUGUUUUGGUAUAGAUGGAUGUAGAACAAAAGUUGCUGAUUCAUCAAAACCAAAUAUUCAUAUUUAUAAUUCUAAUAUUAAUAUCUAUUCUGAUAUAAAUCAGAAAUUUUAUUUUAUUAUUGAAACGGAUUCUACUACUAGAUACAUUAUGAUUGAUGGGGAUUCAGCUCAAACAUUAACAUUUGAUUUUAGUUCUUCUUAUCAAAGUAACCUUCCAAAAUAUUUAUUCACUGGUCAUAACAUUUAUUCAGUGAUAACAUCAUCUUAUUCUAUUUCUAAUGUUUGUAAUAGAAAUGGAAAUGGUAGAUAUGUUAUUUAUGAAUUAAUUGAACCAUUAUCUGAUUGUAAUUGUUCACUAACAACUUCAACACCAAAUAUUUCAGUUUUAUCUAACUGGAAUUAUCCUGAUUGUGUUAAAAAUUCUUCAAUGUAUGAUUUAAAUCUUCCAAAUUUUGAAACUAUUCAAUUAAAAGAUUUAAACCAUUGGAAUUCAAUUAAUUUUAAAACAAAAACAAAGGUUAUUGAUAUAAGUUCUAUCGGUAAAUUAAUUGUAAAAACUCUUGUCCUAUCUUCUUCAAAUGAAAUUAUAUUUAAUGGUAUUGUUAUUGUUUCUUCUUUAACUGUAAUUUCACCUUCAUAUUGUAUCUUUAAUGAUAUUCAAAUAAAUAAUGAAAUAGAUAUUUCAUCUAUUCAUUCACAAGAGGUAAUUUUAUUUACAAGAAUAAUAAAUCAUUUUGAGUCACAGUUUUUGCUUAAUAAUGUAAUGACUUGUGGAAAUAGAUUUGUCCCAAAAGGUGCAUUUUUUAUGUGCCAAUGUAUUUUUGAUGGAUCAAAUUAUAUAGACUCAACACUAAAACAGUUUAUUGAUUGUUAUAAUUAUAAAUUAUAUCCUAGUAAUACUUUAAAUUUAAGAAUUAAUUUCAAUUUAUAUGAAAUUCAAUCAAAUGAAUAUUGGAAUAACGUGACAAUAGAACAAAAUACUUAUUUCAACACAAAUAGUAAAAUUCUUUCAAUUAAAUUUUGUUCAUUUAAUGGGUAUAAUAUUUUUAUUAAUGGUUCUUUGUUUUGUAAGACAUUACAAGUAGAUUCUCAUACUAGAAUUAAGGUAAAUGGAAAUUUUGAAAUAGAACAAUUUAUUAGUAAAAAUGAUUUUUUCAAUAUUAAAUCAGAAAGUGUCAUUUCGUUAAAUGAGAAUAGUUCUUUACACUUUCCAACAAUGUAUUCAGUACAGACAUGUGUUAACUUUGUUGUAUCUCCAACUACAUUUAAAAUGAUUAAUUCUUCAUUCUUAAAUAAUAGAAUGAUUUAUUUAUCUUCUAAUAAACUAGUUCGUAUAUGUCCAGCAAUACAAUUGGAUGAUAGUGUUUAUUGUACUUUAGUUUCUGGUUCAUUAUCAAAUGGAAAUUAUAAAGAAGUAUAUUGUCCAUGUUAUUCUUCAAAUUGUGUUGUUCAAUUAUUACCUUCAAUAUCUUUUUUAGAUAUUGAUCAUUCAUUUGAAGGGAUAGUACAGAUUAACGAUAGUCAUUUGGUUAUUAAACCAGAUGAUUUUAAUUUUUCACUUAGAAUUACUGCAAAUUAUUCCUUUGUUUACUUUCCUUCACAAACAAAAAAUAUAAAUGUUCUUUUUAAAAAUUCGUUAGAUAGUGUUGUUACAUCUGAACAACCAUUUAACCUAAUAAAUGAAAUAAUUCAUUCAACAAAAACAAUAUCAUAUUGUUCUUCAUAUUAUAUAAUGAACAAUGAAGUAUCAUGUUUGGUUUGUGAUGGAAUUAUUCUUAAUGGAACUUGUGUUAAUUAUGAAGUAAUUGAUAUCCCAUAUUGUACAAAGAAAAGUAAGUAUACUUGUGAUGAGUGCAGUGAACAUUAUGAAUUUAUUAAUGGUAUAUGUUCUUUAUGUCCUACCAACUGCCGUAGAUGUAUAAAUAAUAAAUGUGUAUUAUGUGAUGAUUAUUAUCAAAUUGACAGCUAUGGAAGAUGUCAGAAAAAUGAAGAGUUAAAAGUAGUAUCGAACAAAGUAGUAUCAUGUUCUGAAGGUUUUUAUUCAGAUGGAACACAAUGUCUUUCUUGUGAAGAGCAUUGCAUCCAAUGUACAUCAAAAAAGUGUAUUAUUUGUGAAGAUAAUUAUAUUAAUAUUAAUGGUAUUUGUAUUAAGAAAACAAACAGUGAAACUGUUGUUACAGCAACAUCAAUUAUUUCAUGUUCUAAUGGAUAUUUUUUAGAAAAUGGUCGAUGUCUUUUAUGUUCAUCCAAAUUUGAUGGAUGUUCAAUGUGUUCUUCUCAAGAGUGUUAUAGUUGUUUUAAUUCUAGUGAAAUUGUUACAACUGGUAAGUCAUGUUCAUAUGUUGAUUGUGUGUCAAGUCAUAGUCAUUUUAUUUCUUGUAAUGAUAAAGCAAAAUAUUUUGAUGGAACUGACUGUAUUUAUUGCAAUGAAAAUUGCAAAUAUUGCGUUAACAAUAAAUGUGUUGAAUGUUUUUCUGGUUAUAUUUUAAAUUCUUUAGGUCAAUGUAUAAAUAAAGAAAAUGUUACAAAUUGUGAACAAUAUGUUCAUGGACUUUGUGUAAAAUGUACUAAUAAAAUGUAUGUCUCAAAUUAUGAUUGUAAGGCUUGUCCUGAACAUUGUUUAGAUUGUUUAAAUUCGGAGUAUUGCUUUAAAUGUGAGAAUGGAUAUACUUCUAUUAAUGGGUCAUGUGUUUUAUCUUCUUUAGUUAUACAAAACUGUCAAUUUUUAUUUUCUAAUAAUGAAGGAUGUGCUGUCUGUAUGAAAGGAUAUUACAGAUCAUCUUCAUUAUGUAAAAAAUGUAAAAGUCAUUGUUCAUCAUGUCAAACAGAUUUACAAUGUUUAGAAUGUAAUGAAAAUUAUUAUCUUUCGAUGAAUGGGUCAUGUCUUUCUUAUGAAUUAUUAAAAAAUUGUAAAUUAAAGACAUCUACUGGGUGUGAAGAAUGUAAUAUUGGUUAUACUUUAAAAAAUAAAGAAUGCAUUCAUUGUUCUUAUAUUUAUGAAGGGUGCUCUGAAUGUAAUUCUUAUCAAUGCAUUUCAUGUACUGAUGGAAUAUUGAAAAAUUAUCAAUGCAUACCAUUAUCACAAUUAAGUCAUUGUAUUUCAGUUGAAAAAAGGAUUUGUUCACAAUGUAGUUUCUGGUAUCAACCUAGCAAUGAUGGGACAUAUUGUCAAAGAUCUCCUGUAUGGUGGGUAAUUAUAUUAGUCAUAUUGGUGAUUCUCUCAAUAACUAUUAUUAUUUUAAUAAUUAUUGGAUGGUUCAGUAGAACAUAUUAUAGAUAUAAAACACAAAAACAAUAUGAAAAAGAAAAUAGUUUCUUUAAUAUAAGAUAUUGUAAUAUUGUAUUUAUGUCACUACCUUAUAAUAACCAAAUAAUGGUAAAUAAAAGUAUAAUAAAAUUUAAAGAAGAAAAUGAUGAUGAUUUUCCUGAGCUGAGUGUUGGAAAAGAAAUAAGAGAAAUUCUUUGUAUUGCAAAUUCAACUAAAGAAACAAUUAAAGUUCAAUUAACAACCAAAGAAGAAAAUAACAGAUAUUUAUUAAGAACUAAUCCUCAAAUAGUCACUAUUCCAAAAGGAAAAGGAUGUGAAUUUGAUGUAUUUGUUACACCAUUAUGUUCCUGUACUGUUGAAGAUCAGAUGGUUAUUACUUCAAAAAAUAUUCGUACAAAAAUUGAACAAACCUGUACUAUUCAAAUAUCAUUCAAAACGAAAUUAUCAACAAGAUUAGACUAUACUGAAUUUAAAGAAAUAAAGAAAAAAGGAGAAGGUUCAUUUGGUAUUGUUUAUGAAGGAAUAUUUAGAGGAAGGAAAGUUGCAAUAAAAAAAAUGAAGAAUUUAGAAGAUAAUGAAGAAGUUAUGGAGGAAUUUGAGAAAGAAGUUUCUAUGUUAGAUAAAUUUAGAUGUGAUUAUAUUAUUAAUUUCUUUGGAGCAUGUUGUUUAAAAGACCAUAUUUGUAUAGUUACAGAAUAUGCAGAGUAUGGAUCAAUUAGAGAACUUAUUGUAAAGAAGAAAGAAAGCAUUCCAAAAUUAGCAAUCCGUUUAAGAUUUCUUCUUGAUGCUGCUAAAGGAAUUCAAUAUCUUCAUAACAAUAAUAUAUUACAUCGUGACAUUAAACCAGAUAAUAUUUUAGUAAUGUCUUUUGAUGAAAAGAAUACUGUAAUGACUAAACUAACAGAUUUUGGAAGUUCAAGAAAUAUUAAUAUGUUAAUGACUAAUAUGACAUUUACCAAAGGAAUUGGAACACCAAUAUAUAUGGCACCAGAAGUUCUUAAUCAAGAAAAAUAUAAAAAGGAAGCUGAUAUAUAUUCAUUUGCAAUUACUAUGUAUGAAGUUGGUCAAUGGAAUGACCCAUUUCCAAAAAAUGAUGAAAGAUUUGGUUUUCCAUGGAAAAUAGCAGAAUUUAUUACAUCAGGAAAAAGAUUAGAACAACCACCUUUAAUUCCAGAAAGUCUUUAUUCAAUAAUAACUCAUUCAUGGACACAAAAUCCAAAACAAAGGCUCUUAAUAUCUUCAAUAAUUAAUUCAUUAAAAACAAUUAUAAACACACAAUAA
Messenger RNA from Entamoeba nuttalli P19, 4911 nucleotides. RefSeq names its product tyrosine kinase, putative. Gene Ontology annotation, molecular function: ATP binding; protein kinase activity. The record is from RefSeq and is a predicted model, not a curated record. Bases 1 to 4911 code for a protein of 1636 amino acids. NCBI's taxonomy places the organism in Eukaryota, Evosea, Mastigamoebida, Endamoebidae. The transcript has a single exon. Gene Ontology annotation, biological process: protein phosphorylation.